AGAGGAACUCGUCCCUUGUUCCUGUACCUCUAGCAGAAGCACGACUUUUAGGACCAGGUGAAGAUGCCUGCUUUAGACAUGGAGCUAUUAGGAAACUAGUACUUCAUAAUUUCCUCACUUUUGAUAAUAUUGUCCUAGAACCAUCACUUCAACUUAAUUUAAUAGUUGGACCAAACGUUACUGGUAAAUCAAGUCUUGUUCGUGCCAUAUGCCUUGUUCUUUGUGGCAAUACCUCUGCCCUUGGACGAGCAAAAGAUGGGAGUGUUCCACUCAAGUGUCAUGUGACAAUUACCUCACCUCGUUUUAUUUUGUAGUUGAAGGAUUUUGUGAAGAGUGGCCCAGCAAAGGAAGGGUAUGUUGAGAUUACAAUUCAUCACAGAAGUGAUAAUCACCUCACCAUUAGAAGGUAUAUAUUCAAGGACAGGAAUAAUUCUAAAUGGCUUCUUAACGGAGUUGACAGGAGAGAAAUGCAGGUUAAAGAUGUUGUACAACUGGAGAACAAGUGCCAAUUUCUGCCACAAGUAUGGCGUACAAUCUCCAGUUUAUUUUAAGGAUAAGAGUGGACGACUAGUAUUAUCACCAAAAGUUGAUGAUUCAAACACACUGCACUGGACUGAAGGUUCUAUUACAUUUACUGAUCAUAGUAUUACAGUGAAAACUCAUCAUUCAACAUCACUAGCCCAUCCUCAUAAAAUAUCACUUGAACUAAACCAGUGCACUCCAAUCAAACCAAGUACUGGUGAUCAUCGGAAGGAAGGAAAGACAACAUCAAAAGAAAUAAUUAAAGUUUUGAGAUCAGAAGAGAAAGCAAAACGUGAUAAAAACACUAGUGAAAUGUUAAUUGAAGAAUUCAAGCAGCAGGAACACACUUUAUAUACAAUAAUUAAUAAAAUGCUUGACAUUGGAAUAAGAGAUUAUUGAUGAGUUGUUUUUGUACUCUA
Amphimedon queenslandica is the source of this 941-nucleotide messenger RNA. RefSeq lists its product as uncharacterized. The record is from RefSeq and is a predicted model, not a curated record. The transcript has 8 exons. Bases 355 to 921 code for a protein of 188 amino acids. NCBI's taxonomy places the organism in Eukaryota, Metazoa, Porifera, Demospongiae, Haplosclerida, Niphatidae.